AUGGCAAUUGUCAGUUCAGAAAAUCGAACAUGUGCAGAUGAGAAGCUUCUGGCUCUUUAUCAGUCAUGGUCCUACAUUGCUAGUAUUGUAUUUAACUGUUUGGUUCCAACGAUUUCAACGUAUUUUUUGGGGCGAGCCAUUUUUCAAUUGUGUAAUCAAGCGACGAUACAGUAUUCUACCAGAAUUCUAUUGAUAGCUACUAUUCUGUUUGCUGCGUGCCAUCAGGUUUCCUACUUUGCCUUUAAGAUCGAUCUUCUCCACACAAUGUUUUUCAAACUCGAUCAACCCUGCUUCCUUCAACGAUCCUCCUACGACUGCCGAUUCAUUUCAAUUGCUCAGACUACAGGAGUCGUUGGAAUGGCAUUGACAGGAUUGGCCAUGUCAACAGAUAGAGCAUUGGCACUUACGUUUCCAGCAGAUUAUCACAAACUGAAAUCCGUGCCAAGAGUUGUUUUAUCAGUUUUUGUGUUCAUCGUAAGCUUCUCUACUUGGUUCCUUCUAACUAUGAACGAUCCAUUAACCGGAUACCUAAAUCAUUGUGGAUUCUAUCCAUCCUACUCAGUUGCCAACUUUCAAUUGAUGCUUGAUGUGAUUCUAUACUUGGCAAUUUUCAAUUUGAUUUGGGAUGUUAUUCUGUUUUAUUAUGCAAGGCAACAAAUUUUGUGGAGACGUUCCUAUCAAUUCCAGAAGCGAUACGAAGCUCGAAUCUCAUUGAACUGCACCCAAGCGGUUUUUGUGAUCUCUAUAUGUCAAUGUAUAUCGAAUGGAGCAAAUUCUGGUCUUAUGAGAUUGCUCAUGAUGAUUGGAACAAGUAUCACAUCAGUCACUUAUAGCUCUUUGCUUUCACUUUUCUAUACUGCUCCAUAUUCUUGUAUUCUACUUCCGAUUCUGAUGAUGAGAAUUUCGGAAUAUAUCAGAGAGCAGAGAACGAUUGGGAUACUGUCACUGAGAAGUGAGAAACCGGGAUUGGAGGAGCACCAUCAGAGAAUGAGAGCUGCGUGGAGCUAG
Messenger RNA from Caenorhabditis briggsae, 1008 nucleotides. RefSeq names its product Protein CBR-SRA-13 (gene Cbr-sra-13). NCBI's taxonomy places the organism in Eukaryota, Metazoa, Nematoda, Chromadorea, Rhabditida, Rhabditidae. Gene Ontology annotation, cellular component: membrane. The coding region runs from base 1 to 1008 and encodes 335 amino acids. The record is from RefSeq and is a predicted model, not a curated record. The transcript has 5 exons. Gene Ontology annotation, molecular function: olfactory receptor activity; G protein-coupled receptor activity. Gene Ontology annotation, biological process: sensory perception of chemical stimulus; detection of chemical stimulus involved in sensory perception.